Contarinia nasturtii (swede midge) is the source of this 913-nucleotide messenger RNA. RefSeq names its product superoxide dismutase [Mn], mitochondrial (gene Sod2). The record is from RefSeq and is a predicted model, not a curated record. The transcript has 3 exons. The coding region runs from base 100 to 771 and encodes 223 amino acids. NCBI's taxonomy places the organism in Eukaryota, Metazoa, Arthropoda, Insecta, Diptera, Cecidomyiidae. Gene Ontology annotation, biological process: superoxide metabolic process. Gene Ontology annotation, cellular component: mitochondrion. Gene Ontology annotation, molecular function: metal ion binding; superoxide dismutase activity.
AGCGGUUCAGUUUCGAACUGACAGUUCACCGAUAAAAAAAAUUAAUAAUUGGUUUCCAUUUUUUCAUCUGCGUUCGGCACAAGUACGAAAAGAAACAAAAUGUUUUUGGCACGACGAAUUCCUGCUGUUAUCAGCCGCAAUGUAUUUUCUGCCGGUUUAUUGCCUGCAGCACAAAAGCAUACAUUGCCCGCAUUGGGAUAUGAUUACAAAGCACUCGAACCAAUUAUUUCGGGUGAAAUCAUGGAAUUGCAUCAUUCCAAACAUCAUCAAACCUAUAUCACCAAUUUCAAUGCGGCCGAAGAGCAAUUGAAAGAUGCCGUACAGAAGAAUGACACUUCAAAAGUAAUUGCGUUGCAAGGUGCAUUGAAGUUCAAUGGCGGCGGUCAUAUCAAUCACUCGAUUUUCUGGAAAAAUUUGAGCCCAAACAAAUCCAAACCAUCAAGCGAUUUACAUGGUGAAAUCGAAAAAACAUUCGGCAGUUUCGAGAAUUUCAAGAAGGAAUUCACCACUGCAACAGUUGCCGUACAAGGAAGCGGAUGGGGAUGGCUCGGUUUCAAUAAGAAAAACAACAAAAUUCAAAUCGCCACAUGUUUCAAUCAGGACCCAUUGGAGGCUACAACAGGUUUGGUGCCGUUGCUCGGUGUUGAUGUCUGGGAGCAUGCCUAUUAUUUACAGUAUAAGAAUGUUCGUUUGAACUAUGUUGAAGCAAUUUUCGAUGUAGUCAACUGGGAGGAUGUCAGUCAACGUCUUGCCGCCGCUAAGGGCAAUUAAGUACCAAACACUUUUGCAUUGACCAGUUAUAGGAUUGAUGAUUUUGAAUAAACCUAUUUUUUCAAUAAAAAAAAUGUGAAAUUUUCCAAUCAAAUUGGAUGCAUACUUUAAAAGUCAAAUGUAAUAAAAGAAUUAUGCUUUA